Messenger RNA from Peronospora belbahrii, 240 nucleotides. NCBI's taxonomy places the organism in Eukaryota, Oomycota, Peronosporomycetes, Peronosporales, Peronosporaceae. The record is from the annotation of a GenBank genome assembly.
AUGUCUGGGAUGCUAGUGAUGGCGUUACUCUCCGUGAGUGUGUCGCUGUCGCUAUGUGUUGUGCCCGGCCUAGCACGGAUCACGGUGCUUUCGAGGCUCGUGCAUAAGUUUACGGCCGUUUAUUUGACUGACAGCAUUCAGAUUGAGUAUUAUCUUGGCUCGUUUGACGUGCGUGGACGACGUGGCACCGGGACGGUCACGGAGCAACUGCGUGGCGUGACCACUCACUGUUUUAUGUGA